UUUACAGAGCCUCGUAGUAGCAGAAUGCGUUGGCGUUAGGGGGUGGAGCCCACUAGCGGUUCGGCAACAGGUGGUUCCGGCUCAGGACUUCGUCCUCAAUCGGUCCACUCCGCUUCUGGGAAAUUUCUUCGCCCCUGACCUCACCCUCCUUCAAUCUUUGCACAAUUCAACACCCUGAUCAGGUUUCCGAUUAAUCGGCGAUCUCCUUCUGCAUCUCGUCUCGCGAUCAAUUAACGGUUGUGGUUUAAGGCACCGCCAUCACCAUGUCCGUGUCGGAUUCCGAUUCCUCCUCUUAUGGCGGUGAAUACAAAAAUCUCAAACAAAUUAGCCGCGAGCGAUUAUUACAUGAAAUGCUCAGGUCAGCGAAAACGGGGGAUUCAAAAUCAAGAUGGAAGGUGCUAAUAAUGGACAAACUGACUGUCAAGAUAAUGUCUCACUCUUGCAAGAUGGCUGAUAUCACGGAUGAAGGUGUUUCAUUGGUUGAAGACAUAUACAAGCGAAGGCAGCCAUUGCCCACCAUGGAUGCUAUAUACUUCAUCCAGCCAACCAAAGAGAAUGUAAUUAUGUUUUUGUCAGACAUGUCUGGAAAGACACCCUUAUACAGGAAGGCAUUUGUUUUCUUUAGUUCACCUAUUGCCAGAGAAUUGGUUAUGGAAAUUAAGAAAGAUACGUUGGUGUUGCCUCGCAUAGGUGCUCUGAGAGAGAUGAAUUUGGAGUACUUUGCUAUAGACAGUCAGGGUUUCAUCACAAACAAUGAGAGAGCUUUAGAGGAGCUAUUUGGGGAUGAGGAGAAUAAUCAUAACGCUGUUGCAUGUUUAAAUGUGAUGGCUACUCGGAUUGCUACAGUUUUUGCUUCAUUGAGGGAAUUUCCUUUAGUUCGUUUCCGUGCUGCGAAGUCCCUAGAUGCAAUGACAAUGACUACUUUACAUGAUCUUGUUCCAACAAAGCUUGCUGCUGGUGUCUGGGACUGUCUUAUGAAAUAUAAAAAAAGUGUACCUAAUUUCCCUCAGACUGAGACCUGCGAGUUGCUCAUUAUUGAUAGAACUAUCGAUCAGAUUGCUCCUGUGAUACAUGAAUGGACGUAUGAUGCCAUGUGCCAUGAUUUGUUGAAUAUGGAGGGAAAUAAAUAUGUUCAUGAGGUUCCUGGCAAGACUGGUGUUCUACCUGAGAAAAAAGAGGUUCUGUUGGAGGAUCAUGAUCCUAUAUGGCUUGAACUUCGUCAUGCACAUAUCGCAGAUGCUAGUGAACGGUUGCAUGAGAAGAUGACCAGCUUCAUUUCAAAGAACAAAGCUGCACAAAUCCAGCAUGGUUCAAGAGGUAGUGGUGAAAUGUCAACAAGGGACUUACAAAAGAUGGUUCAAGCACUUCCGCAGUACAGUGAGCAAAUUGACAAACUCUCCCUCCAUGUAGAGAUUGCAGGAAAGAUUAACGGAAUCAUUAGGGAGUCAGGACUUCGGGAACUUGGGCAGCUGCAGCAAGAUCUUGUUUUUGGAGAUGCUGGAAUGAAAGAUGUGAUUAAAUUUUUGACUACGAAAGAAGAUACAACUCGUGAAAAUAAGUUGCGCUUGUUAAUGAUUCUUGCAGCCAUUUAUCCUGAAAAAUUUGAGGGUGAAAAAGGUCUGAAUUUGAUGAAGGUUGCAAGGUUGACAAAUGAGGAUAUGAUUGCUAUAAAUAAUUUGAGAACGCUUGGGGGACAACCUGAUAGCAAAAAAACUUCAACCGGUGCUUUCGCUCUGAAGUUUGAUAUGCACAAGAAAAAGCGUGCAGCAAGGAAGGAUCGUUCUGGUGAAGAAGAGACAUGGCAGCUAUCACGCUUCUAUCCCAUAAUAGAGGAACUCAUUGAAAAAAUCAGUAAAAAUGAAUUGUCAAAGGAAGACUAUCCAUGUCUAAAUGACCCAAGUCCAACUUUCCAUGGUACAUCUCAUGCUGGAUCAGUAAUUCAAAAUCCUCCUGCUCAUUCGAUGAGAUCAAGGCGCACACCAACUUGGGCUCGACCCAGAGGCUCUGAUGAUGGGUAUUCAAGCGAUUCGGUGCUUAAGCAUGCAUCCAGUGAUUUCAAGAAGAUGGGGCAACGAAUAUUUAUAUUUAUUGUUGGUGGAGCGACCAGAUCUGAGCUUAGGACUUGCCACAAGCUUUCUGGUAAGCUGAAGAGGGAAGUUAUUCUGGGCUCGUCAAGUCUUGAUGAUCCUGCACAAUUUAUUACGAAAUUGAAGAUGCUAACAGCACAGGAACUUUCAUUGGAUGAUCUCCAGAUAUGAUGUUUACGAACUUGGAAACUGGGAGAUGAUCUUCUGCUUGCUUGUGAAAUAUAUAUGUUGUAAUCAUGUAGUUUAUUCAUCUCAAUAUAGCAAAUUCUUUGGACAUUUGACCUGUUGUUCAGCCGAGCCACUGAAUGUCAGACUGUGCAUAUGCUAGGAAUUCUUCGCUGGUUAGACACGCAAUUUUUUUUUAUUUUAUUUUUUUAAAUUCUGGUAAAUGAGUUUCAUUCAAAUGACAUUUUGUUGCAAGGAAAAAAAAAAAGGGAACAAUGUACUGCUGAAACCUAUCCCCUCCCAAAUAAAUAAAUAAGUAAAUAAA
Molecule: messenger RNA, 2577 nt
Organism: Gastrolobium bilobum
Lineage: Eukaryota; Viridiplantae; Streptophyta; Magnoliopsida; Fabales; Fabaceae
Product: SNARE-interacting protein KEULE-like
Exons: 22
Coding region: 264-2258 (664 amino acids)
Biological process (GO): intracellular protein transport; vesicle-mediated transport
Cellular component (GO): secretory granule; plasma membrane
Molecular function (GO): syntaxin binding
Source: RefSeq, a predicted model, not a curated record